GGGGUUGCUUCAAUGGCUCCUUGGAGCGGCGACCUUGUCUCAAGUCCCGUUCUUUCUAGGCGGUUGGAGGCCGCCUGACUCGAUGGUUCGACGCAGGGAGUCAGCUGCGGAGACAGGCCUGGUGGUGGACGAGCCGGAGUUGUCGUGGCUUCUUGGUCUGGUUGAAGAGAGGCGAGCGAAUUUGCGGAGACCAGGGAGGAACUCCGAAGGAUGCUGGUGGAAUCACUCUGCAGUCUCUAGACAAUGCACAAGCAUUUGAUGUUUUAAGACAUCCCUGGUUUUUUUAAUACAUAUUGCAUGCAGCCUAUGGGCUGCUUCUUCGAGAAUGGCUCCCCAGUUCCGCAGUUACGUUUGGGAUCCUGCUCUUAUCCUUUCCCAGAUCCUGCUCAUGCAAGCAAUUUAUUACAGCAGUCUGGGGCUUUGGUUGGCUCUGGUAGACAGUCUGGUACAGAGCAACCCUUCGCUGGACCAGAUUUUCAGUUAUGAGGUUUUGGGAUUUGCCACCUCUCCUGGGAGACUUUCCACAAUGGCAUUUAUCCUGAAUGCACUCACCUGUGCCAUUGGUUUGCUGUAUUUCAUUCGGCGGGGGAAGCAAUGCUUGGAUUUCACAGCCACAGUUCAUUUUUUUCACCUCUUGGGUUGCUGGAUUUACAAUGGAUACUUUCCAAUAGCUUUGACCUGGUGGCUCGUACAUACUGUGUGCACUGCGCUCAUGGCUGUUAUUGGGGAGUACCUCUGUAUGCGGACAGAACUGAAGGAAAUCCCAUUAAAUUCAGCCCCCAAAUCCAGUGUCUAGACCAUCAGACACUGUGUUUCUCCAUCAGUAUCAGCAUCUUGGUGCUAGUUUGGGAUACAUGGAAAUGCAAUUGAAGAAAUCCAGAGGGCCUUAAAUGUAUUAGCUUGAAGACUGACAUUUGCAAUACUUUGGUAGGCCAAGAUGAAUAUAGUUUUUACAUAACUCAUUUUUAUUACCAUGCAGGCACACCCAGUUUGCCAAAGUGACUUAGACCAGACUCAGUGUUGGAUAAUAAAGCAUAAAAGACAUGGGAAAUGGACUGAUUUUGAGAAUUUGAGAAGCAAGCAGUGAGUUGUGAUCACAGCUUCCCUUCUCUAUGGUUCAAACAGCUAACUAGUGAGCUUCAACGAUUGCACAAUUGACACUUUGUUCCCUUUUAUCUCCCAUAUAUCUGAUGUUUGUUUUAAUUCCACUGUUUGAAUUAAGGGAUCAAGGAGAUCAGAAAGGCACAGUACUAUUGUUCGCUUGGCUGCUCAGAUUCCAGAAAGCUUAUUAACAGCAAAGAGUAAUGUGACUGUAUUUAUUGGAUUGAAGAAAUUAUUAAUAUUUUAUUUAAUGACCUCAACUUUCCAUCGAAGCUUUACAGUGUAUUGAUCAGGCUAGAUUAUAUUACUAAUAUGACAGUAGAAAUGAGUGUGUCAUCAGUCUGGAAUACAAUUCAGGAAACCAUGGCCUAGAAACUUUUAAACUACUGGCUUCAAAAAGGUGAAUAAGGACUAACCACUCUUGUUCACAAUGCAUGGCAUAGAGGGGUAACUGCCUCUGGUCACAAGCAAGUACUGAUUUUUAGGCUGGAGAUGCUUCAAAUGAGCCUUCUUGUUUAUUACAAUGAAUGUUUUUUCUUGAAGAUUCACUGUUCAUAACCAAGGAUAAUGGAUUGCAGGGUGUUGUGUGGGGCACACAAAAAUAGGAUGGUUAACUCUUUUUGUAACUCUACUAUUGUCAAGAUAAACUUGUUUUGCAUAUAAUUUUAAUUGUCUUAGAAUGGAACCUGAGUAAACUGUCUUCCAGAGCCAAUAUUGUCUUCCUGUUAAAACAAGGGUGUGAAGGGAAGGUUCAUCUGUAAUGCACCCAGGGGUAGCUGUAAUUUUUAUUUUUUUUAAACAAAGAUCAUUUCUUUUUUGGAUAUAUCCCACAGUUUUCCCUUUGAACAUAAAUAUUUGAGAAUGCUAAUAGUUUGUAUGAGUUACAAUUGGUAAGUUAACACUUGUAAUGAUUAAGGUGAAUAAUUUUGGAAAAUGAACUUUAUAAGCCAUCUCUCAAAGUG
Candoia aspera is the source of this 2063-nucleotide messenger RNA. It is a transcript of the gene SYS1, whose product is annotated as SYS1 golgi trafficking protein. The record is from RefSeq and is a predicted model, not a curated record. Lineage: Eukaryota; Metazoa; Chordata; Lepidosauria; Squamata; Candoiidae. Gene Ontology annotation, cellular component: Golgi membrane; trans-Golgi network. The transcript has 4 exons. Gene Ontology annotation, biological process: Golgi to plasma membrane protein transport; protein localization to Golgi apparatus; Golgi to endosome transport. Bases 326 to 796 code for a protein of 156 amino acids.